UUGGUAGCCUCCUCUGCUAUUAGAGAGAUGGCCAUUGAGCAGCACAAGGAUGUUGAGAAUGGUGAUAACCAGGGCCUUGAAGACCUUCAGGAGCCUUUGGUUAAGCUGGAGAAGAAGGUUAUAAGCUAUGAAGACAGCGAGAGUGACGAGAGUGUCGAAAGUAGUUCUUCCAUUGCAACGGUGUUGCUGAGCACAUUUGUUGCUGUUUGUGGCUCUUUUGAAUUCGGCUCUUGUGUGGGUUAUUCUGCACCAACUCAAUCUGCUAUCAUGGAAGAUCUUAGCCUCUCUUUGGCAGAGUACUCAAUGUUCAGUUCUAUAUUGACCAUCGGCGCCAUGCUUGGUGCUAUUACGAGUGGUCGAAUUGCAGACUUUUUCGGUCGAAAAGGGGCAAUGCGAAUGUCAGCAAUCUUCUGCAUUGCAGGAUGGCUAGCAGUCUACUUCUCUAAUGGGGCGUCAUUGCUCGAUUUGGGGAGGUUCUUCAAAGGAUAUGGAAUUGGAGUUUUCUCAUACGUGGUUCCUAUAUUCAUUGCGGAAAUCGCGCCAAAACAUCUUCGUGGAGGGCUCACUACUCUAAAUCAGCUCAUGAUUGUCAUUGGGGCAUCAGUUGCGUUUCUAAUGGGAACCGUCGUAACUUGGAGAACUCUGGCUCUGACAGGGCUUGUACCCUGCAUUGUGCUGUUUGCGGGUCUAUUCUUGAUCCCGGAGUCACCUAGGUGGCUGGCAAAGGUUGGUCGCAAGAAAGAGUUCCAGUUGGCACUUCAGACUCUCCGUGGCAAAGACACUGAUGUCUCUCGAGAAGCUGCUGAAAUCCAAGUGUAUAUAGAAACUCUUCAGAGUCUGCCCAAAGCUAGAAUGACGGACCUGUUUCAAAGCAAGUACAUACGUUCCGUUGUUAUUGGUGUCGGGCUGAUGGUAUUCCAACAAUUCGGUGGAGUCAAUGGGAUAGGUUUCUACGUGAGUGAAACCUUUGCUUCAGCUGGUCUUUCUUCAGGGAAGAUUGGAACAAUUGCUUAUGCUUGUGUCCAGGUUCCAAUCUCAUUACUGGGAGCUGUACUAAUGGAUAAAUCUGGAAGGAGGCCACUCAUAAUGGUUUCUGCAACCGGAACAUUUUUAGGCUGCUUUCUUGCAGGAUCUUCAUUCUUUCUCAAGGCACAUAAUAUGUUUCCAGAAUUUGUACCACUCAUGGCAGUUACUGGGGUAUUGAUUUACAUCGCAUCAUUCUCGAUUGGGUUGGGGGCAGUUCCGUGGGUGAUAAUGUCUGAGAUUUUUCCAAUAGACAUAAAAGGUGCAGCUGGUAGCCUAGUGGUGCUAGUGAACUGGUUGGGUGCUUGGGCAGUCUCUUACACAUUCAACUUCCUCAUGGUCUGGAGUAACUCAGGUACAUUUUUCAUUUACUCCGGCUUCUCGGUGCUGACCAUCCUGUUCGUGGCGAAAUUGGUCCCGGAAACAAAGGGCAAGACACUGGAAGAAAUCCAGGCUUGCAUCAAUUCAGACAGCAGAGGACUACCAACUUUGAAAUGAUUUUAGGGGAAAUACUAGAAGAAAAUUCAGAUGUUUUAUUGUGGAGUAGAUUUGAGAAUUGCUUAGAGGGUUACCUAUUUCAAGUUUGA
This is a messenger RNA of Syzygium oleosum, 1610 nucleotides long. Its product is annotated as sugar transporter ERD6-like 16. Gene Ontology annotation, cellular component: membrane. The transcript has 18 exons. The coding region runs from base 28 to 1521 and encodes 497 amino acids. Gene Ontology annotation, biological process: transmembrane transport; carbohydrate transport. The record is from RefSeq and is a predicted model, not a curated record. Lineage: Eukaryota; Viridiplantae; Streptophyta; Magnoliopsida; Myrtales; Myrtaceae. Gene Ontology annotation, molecular function: sugar transmembrane transporter activity.